Molecule: messenger RNA, 1433 nt
Organism: Photinus pyralis (common eastern firefly)
Lineage: Eukaryota; Metazoa; Arthropoda; Insecta; Coleoptera; Lampyridae
Exons: 3
Coding region: 645-1433 (262 amino acids)
Source: RefSeq, a predicted model, not a curated record
UGCAGCUAACCCUACCUGCUAUAGGUAUAGAGUAACAGCGUGCGAAAUUUAGUUGUUAUUAUAAUUAGAAUGGGAAGCUGCAAUCUCGCGAUAGUGUUUAUUUAUAGCAGCUAUGAUAAGACGCUUAAAGGUGUAAUAACCAUUUUAUUUUAAUUAAUAUAAUAAAUAUCUACAUAUACAAAAUGCUAGAAAUUAUGAAGCUACAAAGUUUUUUGUGUGCGCUCCGCCAUAAUACAAUCUCUACAAUAAAUCAUUAACGGCGCUGGACCAUCGAUGUGGGUGCGCUGCCAUGGUUGAUUCCAGUGUUUUGUACAUCGUAUUCGAUUCCGCAGCUCACAAUCUCUUUGAAAUACGGUUGGAAUCUUGAUCCAUAUUUUCAAUAAGUCAUUUACACUUAAACUUAACAAUUCGCUCUUCGUCUCAAUAUAAUUAGACUCCUUUUGAGCCUCUCGCCUAGCGAUGUUGUAAAGUAUUCGAUCCAUUAUCGUUCGAUAUGAGGACCGAAAUGAACAUUAGCAUCCCCGUUUUAUACCUACACCUUUAAGAUACACUGCGCAUGAUGGAUUUCUUCAAAUCCCCUCCAAAAGUACUUUUAAGAGCAGGUAUAAGAGUAAUAAGAAAGUAAAAAAUCGAUUUAUAUCGAGAUGAGUGCACAAAUACAGCAACAAUCGCAAGAUUCGUGGGGUAGCGAAGAUGAUGCAAAGUCAUCGCUUUCGCUGGAUAAAUUAUCGGUGAAUGAAUCCUCGAAAGAGGAGCAAGGAAAGGAAACCUUAAUAUCUUCGUGGUCGUUAUUCUUAGACGGAGGCAUUAUUCUCGAAGUUGGCGUUACACUGGACGAGUACUUUUUCGAUUCCAUCGUGCAAAUAUCAUGUCCUCCGCAUUAUGAUGACCAGUAUUUACAAUUUGAGCGUUGCGAAUGGAAAGAAAUAUUCAAUUUUAAAACUGAACACUUAAUUAAACAUAUGGUGCAGUGUACGCCUAAAAGAAGGAGCAAGCAUGAAAUUUUUACCGAGUCCAAAAUAAUAAUACUUGAAGCGGAAGAAGAAGAAGACGGCGGAUGUAUUCGAAUAAGCGAAUCAGAUAAAUCUAUAAUAUUUUCCAAGCAAGCAAUCGAUAUGAUAUUUAUCGCUUCCGAAGUAAUUACUCAAAAAUUGGAUGUCGCCAACCACUAUGCGAUGUAUUGUCUUUAUGAUGACUUUACGCGUGAGGUGGCAAAAAUUCUACAUACCGAAGGUGUUACUAGCGAAGAGAGCAUUUUAUCGAAAGGGAAAUUGAUAUGCCAAAAUCUCAAAUUGUUAACAUCGCUAAGCAGUUGGAAGGAAAAGUAUGAUAAUUUGCAAGACUUGACUCUUCUAACAGAAAUUGUAAACAUUCACCCUCGAAAAUUUAUAAAUACGGUUGUAUGGAUACACAUCAACUUAUUAUCCACCUAA